CAUAUCAAAACUUUAGGUUGUUUGGAUCUUUCGUAUGAAGCUUUUCUCCCAUUUCCGAUCCGAAUUGUUGCGUCCACGAUAUAUCCGCACACGAUGCAGAACAACAUCCUCGCGGUCCCCUUUCGUAAGGGGACCCAUCUUUCUCUAUCAUCAUCUAUCCGUCAAUACAUCUCUACCAAAUAUGACCAACAUCCGGAUAUGUUCCGUCAGGAUCUCGAGGUAAUCGAUGCGUUGAGGCGCGAUGCUGUAAACGUGCGCGAACCACAUCCUAGUGGUGUCGCGAGGCUCCAGGCCUAUGCUGGGCAGUUAGUCUGGAUUGGUGGAAAGUUCCCUAUAGAUAUUGGUGCAGACUUUACGUGGUAUCCCGCCCUGGGUUACAAUACCGAGCGACCUAUAGUGCACAAUAACCUCAAAUUCGAGCUUGCCAACAUCCUAUACAACCUCGCCGCUUUAUAUUCGCAGCUAGCUAUAACUAGCAACCGUUCGAGUACCGAUGGCCUCAAAAAUGCAGCAAGCUAUUUCAGCUACUCGGCAGGCGUCUUGUCACACCUUAAGAAAGAGGUCAUACCCGAAUUACGAACCACGCCCCCGGAAGAUAUGGACGAGCACACAUUGGAUUCCUUAAUACAACUGCAGCUGGCUCAGGCGCAAGAAUGCUACUGGCAAAAGGCCGUUAUGGACGGCUACAAGGAUGCUUCAAUCGCUAAGCUGGCUGCAAAGGUUUCAGAUCUAUAUAACGAAGCGGGGGAAGCGGCUAUGCGGUCGGAGGCUGUAAGCAGUUCAUGGAUACAUCACAUGAGCGCAAAACACCAUCAUUUCGCCGGAGCCGCCCAAUACCGUGCCGCUUGUGACUGUUUAGAAAAGCGAAAAUACGGCGAGGAGGUGGCAAGGUUACGCGACGCUGUUGCUUGUGUGACAGAGGGCCUUAGGGAAACCCGCGGAGGUUAUUUGCAUAAAACAGUCGCAGACGAUUUAAAUGGGUUAAAAAGGAGAGUUGAGGAAGACCUAAAGAGAGCCGAAAGGGAUAACGAUGUGAUUUAUCUAAACCCAGUACCACCAAAAUCCGAACUCAAGAUCCUCGACCGAGCCGCCUUGGCCACUGCACGAAUACCACCACAAAUUUCAGCACCUUUAGAUUACCUCAGUGAGAAGGGUGAAUUCGGGCCUCCACUCUUUACGAAACUCGUCCCAUAUUCCGUCCAUAUCGCUGUAUCCAUCUAUGAGGAACGAAGAGAUCGCUUAGUCAACCAAAAUAUUAUAGGCGAGCUCGAAGUCCUCAACGAAAAGAUCCACGAAAUCCUUUCAUCGCUAAACCUACCGGGCUCGCUUCAGGCUUUUGAAAAGCCACUUGGUCUACCCGGAACCUUGAUUCAGCAUGCCGAAGAAAUUCGUCAGGCAGAUGCUUUACAUCGUUUGCAAAGAAGUUUUGCAGAUAUCGAUAAGCUGCGCGCCGCUGAUCUAGCUGUAUUUGAAGAAGGGAAAACCCUUUUGGAAGCUGAAGAGGAUGAAGAUAUUCAAUUACGGAGGAAAUAUGGCACAGAACGAUGGUUGCGACCAGAGAGUCGUUCUGAACCGGAACAGGGUGCAAAACUCUGGAAGCAGGUAAUGGAUGCAACGGGCUGGUUUACGAACAGUGCGAGCAGCGAUGGACUUGUACGUGACAAGUUCCACAGCAUAGAGCCGACAUUGGCAGUUCUCGCCGGGCCAAACCAUAGUUUGCUCGACUUCGUGCCUUCAUCGCGCCGCACAGAAAUACCAGAAGCGUUGAAACCUGCAAUCGGUCGUUUACGCACUGCCUAUAACAACAUAACACGUCUCGAAGGGCGUCGACGUAGAAAGGCCGAGGCCCUUCGUGAAAAGGCUCGGAGCGACGACAUUAAGUCAGAUAUUCUCGCCGAAGCAGCGCGCUUAGAGCGAGCCAAUACAGUAGCAACUGCUAUUGUGCCUGUGCACUUUGAAGACUUCUUUGAGAAGCGCUUAGACUCGCUUUACGAACCGGACCUCGAACUCGUACAAACAGAGGCAACCGAGCAGGAAAAGCUCGUCUCGGAAGUAAUACGAGUGAACCGUGAAUUCGAAAGCCAGAGAAAAAUCGUGGACGAUAAGGGCAACAAAGAAAGGGAACAGACCCUUCAAAAACUAGAAAACGCAUAUCACAAGUAUAAGGAGUUGACCAAUAACACGGAGGCCGGCCGCAAGUUCUACAACGAUCUCAGUCGCAUAGUAGGCGGUUUCCGAGACGGUGCACGGAGCUUUGUGGCUGAGAGGAGACGUGAGGCACAUCUACUUGAGGAAGAGCUGAAUAUGCCUCCAUUGGGCAACUUAAAUCUAGGAGGGCAACCGAGCCAUGGACAACCACCUAUACAACAAAACAUCCCUUCGAACGGGUGGGACAACGGCUCGGGAUAUCAAGGUCAGGUACACCAACCACCGCAGAACUCUUAUAUGAUGCCACCCCCGCAAUCUCAACAACAAAUACAUACUCCCGCCGAGGCUCAUAUUCAAUCGUGGGCGCCAGCCGGAGAGACAGUGGCUCCGCAACCGCAACCUCCGAGGGCAAAUCCUAUGCAGGGCGUAUGGAAUCCCGGGGCGGGCAUCAAAUUUGCUAAUUCGCCACCUGCAGCAUCGCCAGCGACGGGUGCUGGGGGAAAUAAAUCUCAGGAACAGAGGCCGGUGAGUAGGACUUGGGACCGGAAUAGCGCGAUAAGGUUCGGUUAGCAAGCGAAUACUUCGCGUCGACGUACCGGUGGAUUCCGCCAUUGAGAGUUGCUUCCUCGUUUUGGGAUUUAUCUUGGCCCGGAGCAUUGAAGGGCAGCCGACAUCGAUAUUUCGAUGAGGACGAUAAGGCAACAUUAGAAGAGAAAGAGACAAGAAAUAAGAUACCCAGUUUAAAAAAUUGCAGGCUGUAAAUAGCGAAUGAACACUUGUAAAAACCAUAGGCGUGUCUAGAUCAGCAUAUUUAUGAGCUAUGGAGUAUGAAGUAUGACUAUUGCCAUGGGAUUACUCCCGACUAGUGGUGUUAUGUGAGUUGCGAGGAUAUACAGGCUCCUUAUAUAUAGUCGCGAUUGACCCAAGUUUUAAGGUGUCUCCUCCAGCCAGGAAGACGUUUCCCAGAACCGUGAAGUAAC
Messenger RNA from Hypoxylon trugodes, 3128 nucleotides. RefSeq names its product BRO1-domain-containing protein. The transcript has 3 exons. The record is from RefSeq and is a predicted model, not a curated record. Gene Ontology annotation, cellular component: endosome. Lineage: Eukaryota; Fungi; Ascomycota; Sordariomycetes; Xylariales; Hypoxylaceae. Gene Ontology annotation, molecular function: protein binding. The coding region runs from base 94 to 2718 and encodes 874 amino acids.